AUGUUAUCAACGAAAAUAAUUUUGUAUUUGCUGACUGGGCUAAGUCUUACAUCCGUUAUGCAGAGCUCAAGGCAACGCUUCGAUCUAAUAGUGCACAAUGCAAGUUGUCGCAUAUUAAGCUCUACAAUGAAAAAAUUCGAUUGCGAUUGCACAAUGUUGAAAAGGGGAAACUAUGUUGGAAAUAUGGCCUUUAUGUACAACAAGAACUUGGCCAGCAAUGCCGAAUGGCAUGCAAUCAUCAAUAUCAUUCACUCUCACUUGAAGACGGCAAAGCCAUUCAAGUAUUUGGAUGUGCGAGUCAAUGUUUGCAAAUUUUUAAGCGCCACUAUGCACCUGCCGAUACUGAGAAUGUUUCUGGAUGAAGUGAGAGAGACUAGCAAUUUACCCUUCAAAUGCCCCUUGAAAAAAAACUACUUGUAUAGCAUCUCGAACUAUACGAUUCUUUCGGAAUACCUACCACCGUACACUCCGUUGGUUCAAUUCAAUCUUACGCUUAAUACCUACGACAAUCGAAGGCCAAUUGCAAAACUGUUCGCCAUGGGAGCUACAGUGAAGAGAUCGUAA
Molecule: messenger RNA, 564 nt
Organism: Stomoxys calcitrans (stable fly)
Lineage: Eukaryota; Metazoa; Arthropoda; Insecta; Diptera; Muscidae
Exons: 3
Coding region: 1-564 (187 amino acids)
Source: RefSeq, a predicted model, not a curated record